AAAAUAUAAAAUAAGAUGGGACUUUGGGCAUGGACAUUAAACUAAAUGCUAACUCCAAAAUUUUGGACAUUAGUUCGAAGGGAAGGUAGUUAUAAGAUAGUAAACUUUAGGAUUUUGGUAGACAUAUAUAAGAAUGCACCGAGCUUAAUCUAGAUCAAGUCAUUAUGCAGGAGGUUAAAAUGGGCCUAUUUAAUGUGUUGGUUAAGAUUAAUUUGGGAAUAAAUAUUAUGAAGACUUUGAUGUCACACGUAUGGUUUUUAAAAGAGCAAUUUUUAGAUAGAAAUUAGAGAAGAUGGGUUGAAUAUAAUGAUUAUUUUAAUCCAUGGCAUACUCUUGGAGAUAGAGUUCCUCCAGUAUGGCAUGGUUGGAUGGCACAUGUAUAUGAUGAGACUCCAUCAAGAACUGGACAUUCAUAUUUUGUUUAGCCAUUUUAUUAAUAACCUGGAACAGAUAAUCAAUCACAUACACCACAUCAUUAUUUUCCAUAAGGAGCUAUGCAAAAUUUAAACAGAUUAGAAUUUAUGUAAAGAAUAUUAUGAGAAUAAUUUAGAAAAUAUCAUAGAAAUAGAAGAGCUGCCCCAUUUGAACCAGGACAAUCUUAAGGAUUUGAAGGAAAAAAACUAAUAGUUGAAAGAUAAAGCUAUUCAGAAGAUGUUAUGGCUAGUAGAGAAUGAUUUAAUAUAAAAUAUUAUAUUAAAAAAAAGAAGAAUAAUUG
This is a messenger RNA of Paramecium sonneborni, 715 nucleotides long. NCBI's taxonomy places the organism in Eukaryota, Ciliophora, Oligohymenophorea, Peniculida, Parameciidae. The record is from the annotation of a GenBank genome assembly.